Sycon ciliatum is the source of this 2216-nucleotide messenger RNA. RefSeq lists its product as uncharacterized. The record is from RefSeq and is a predicted model, not a curated record. The coding region runs from base 633 to 1571 and encodes 312 amino acids. Lineage: Eukaryota; Metazoa; Porifera; Calcarea; Leucosolenida; Sycettidae. The transcript has 4 exons.
UCAUCGUCCGUGGUGGGCAAUGCACCCCGGACCGACUCACGCAGCCACUGGUAGAUCUACCUUGAGUGCUGCUGGUGAACUCCAACAGCGCAGCACUGCUGAAGACGAGUAAGGGCCAGCAAGGCCAAGUAGGUACAUCCAGUAUCUAGCUAGCACUUUAUCAGCAGGCCAGGACGCUGCAACUCACACUGUCUCAGUAGUAGUGUAGUGGUCAGUAAUCGUCAGGCUGGGAUACACUUCCACACAUACCUCUCCGGACAUCUGCCAUCCGCAAACUGCAGCGUAGUGCAUGCUCGUAGCUGAAACAUCGACCAUCCUGCUGAUUCGUGGCCUACUUGAGGCCUUCUCAGGAGGCUCGCGACCAGCCACUUGCAAGUCAGAGUUGUGAUCGAACACCCUUUGCACUUGCUGAACUUCGCAUAGUGCAAGUGCUGAAGCUGUGAAGGCAGCCAGCAUAAACGCACUCUGACCCAUAACUGGCGCACAGGCGCUAGUUCAGGCAGUAGCCCAAGCUGGGAGUUGAUAUUGAUAGCAGAAAGUCAGUGUGCACGUCUGGAGAUCUUGGAGGUAGCGAGAGAAGCCGGUGUGGUGGGCAAAGUUACAGUAUUCGAAGCAUCGUCGCCAUUAUUGUCAUGGCUUGUCGCAGCGGCCGCUUGAGCCGAUGGUCGGUCUCUUUCUGGAAGUGUGUAACGACUGUCUCUCUCCUGUGCGGACUGGCAAGGCAAGGUUGCCACGCAGAGCACGGGACAUACCUUUGUGUGGAUUCAGUCACCAACAACACGCUCGUCACUGGCAUCUUUCCCAACUACGACUUUGCACCGUUUGAGUCGCCAAGCGAGCCCAAUGCCUUCGGCUUAAACUACUACAACAAUGUGAAGUGCACGUUUGAUCUGCAAGUGCCCACCGGCCUCUACAUUUACAUCGAGUUCACCAAACUGGUGCUGGAUUCCAGCUGCUCUGGCGACUACAUCAGGCUCUUGCUCAACCCCAAUGCAGAGAGGACAAUCUGUGGCCAGCCCGGUGGCUUCAUCUACGACAUCUACGAGUCGAAUACCGCGCACGUGGAGUUCAAAACGGACGAGGCCGUGACGAACAGCGGAUUCAGUGGAUACUUCUCUGCCUAUGAUCCCCUUCUCACCAAACGAGAUCCAGGCUCAAAGCCACGUGGAAGCAUUGACCUUCGCAAUCCAGAGCCGUCUGGACCGGCACCACAGCACCCUGGAAGUCGCUCCAACGCUUGGCUCCUGAACAAGCGUAGCGCCACACAGUAUCUUCACAACUAUCGCUACAAGAACCGCCAUAAGAGGUCUGCACUUCCGCUACACAACCGCCGGGCAAUGGAUCAGAUUCUACAGACCAGAGAGGCAAUCCAGUUCCGCGAAGAUACGGCCAAGCAGAAGGUUCGACUCGAGCAAGCCUUGCAGGUCCGCGAGUCCUAUAACUCGGACACACUGCAGUUCAUGCGCUACGCAUCGAGCAAAACGGACAUUGGCCGCUAUUGUGGCAACACGUGCCAGCAGACCAAGACUGACCUCAUACGCCUAUGCCGCGAGAGCAAAGGACUUCUGUAACACACGGACUGGUACACCAGUUCAUUAUCAUCAGCUCAAUAAAUCUCCUACAAAAUAAGUUAUUCCAGGUCCUCGGAAUGAAUGACGCUGGCACACAAUUCAGCAAAUGGUAUCUGACUUGAGGCACUAACUCGGGUGAUGACAUUAUGGUGGCAGUUUGACAGUGAGCAACGCCGUUUCAUCACGAGGCCAUACCAGACACAAGCCUUCCACAAAGGUGCAUACGGCUGCUCACAUACUUGAACAUACUUCUCCAAUCGGCAGCCAGCCUGGCCAAGAUUCAGCAUGAUCCUAGCCGCUCGGAUUUGCCAGUCCCUGCCGGCGUUCAGUUUGCACGCUUGAAAACUUCACAGAACUGAGUCACUUUUCUAUUAUAAGUAUAAACAGCUUUCUUGCACGCUGGCCCAAGAAAGCAACACAUUGAAUGACUUCUCCCCACUUUGUGUCCACAUUGCCCUCACGGUAAACUAUGAAAUUGUUGAGCAAGGCCUUGCUUCCCACGUAGAUCAACUACAUCUGGCUUGAUGAUUAUUGCUUGACAACCAUGUGACUGCAUAACACACAGAUCGGGAUGCUGGCUCUCUUUCUCUUUCUUGAUGAUCUCUUUGCAUAUGGCUGCUAGUGGUCACCUACUGGCCUCCCCAG